AUGCUUGCCCCUAUCCCUAGGUAGGUACUUAUACAUAGGUGAGGUACUUGACAUAUAUUUAUAGGUGAGUGUUGAUUCGUAAGGGUGCGUGUAGCGUGGAACUAGUAGAAGCUACUCGGUUGACAAUAGCCCGGCAUAUGGAGAAAGCACGACAUCCACAUCGAUAAAUAAUAGGUUCUCCCCGGGACGCACCCCGCAUAUCCCGUCCCCGCCGUUACACGGCAUAUUAAAUGUGCGGUCGUUGAGACUUUCCAUAAACUUGGUUUUCUUUAUUACACACCUACGUACCUAGCUACUUAAUUUUAUUUAUUUAUCUGCUUUCUCUUUUCUCUCUGUAUGCUACAAACGUUGACUACUAGACUUGUCAUUCCUACUCGUCUAUACUCUUCCCAGCUUAGAAGAUACGUCGCCCCGUCCAACAGCACCAUGAAGCUCCUUUACCCCACAUCUCUCAAGCUCGACAUCAAGAGUCUCGAGGGCUUCUCUACCUCCUUACAUCCUUACGAUGUUAAAGCCCCGAUUCCGGACGACCUUGCCGACGCCGAGAUCCUCGUUACCUGGACCAACAGCGCCGAGAACCUGUCCGACGCCGCACGUCGUCUGAAGAACCUGCGCUGGAUCCAGUCUCUCGCCGCGGGACCUAAUGAUGUUCUAGCUGCCGGAUUUCCCUCGAACGUUCUCGUGACGACGGGCUCUGGCUUGCACGACCGCACCGUCGCUGAACAUACCCUGGGUCUACUCCUCACAGCCGCCCGCCGCUUCGACCAGAUGCGCGAGUACCAGCUACAACGCGCGUGGCCGCAACACCUAGGCGGUCCGCAGCCCGACCGUCCAAAGGACCGCUUUACCACCCUGCGCGACGCAAACAUCCUCAUCUGGGGCUACGGCAACAUCGCCAAGACGCUUGCCCCGCACCUGACGGCAUGGGGCGCAACGGUGCGCGGUCUAGCGAGGUCGGCGGGCGUAAGAAACGGCGUCGAGGUGUACGCGGAGGACAAGCUGCCGGAACUACUGCCGCAGACCGACGCGCUGGUGAUGAUCCUGCCCGGCUCGGAUAGCACGCGGGACGUCCUGAACAAGGAGCGAUUAGCGCUCCUGCCGGCGCACGCGUGGGUGGUCAACGUCGGCCGGGGAACGAGCAUAGACGAAGACGCGCUGGCAGACGCGCUGGAGCAAGGCAAGAUCGGCGGCGCGGCGCUGGACGUAUUUAAGAAGGAGCCGUUGCCGAAGGAUUCGAGGCUGUGGGGCGCGCCGAACUUGCUGGUUAGCCCGCACGCGGCGGGCGGGAGGCCGCAGGACGCGGAGCAGCUUAUUGCGUAUAACCUUCGGAGGUUUUUGGCGGGGCAGGAGUUGAGGAAUUUGGUGUAACAAUUGCAGAGUAAGUUGUAAAGGGGGGGGCGAAAAUAGGGGCUGCACAUGGCGAGAGAGAUUUCCCUUAAUCUUAAACUCUUCGGGUACUUGACUACCUAGGUGGUGGUAAAUAGGGGCUCGUAGCAGCAGAUUAUACAUACAUACAUAGCUUGUACGAUAAACACACAAGGAAUACGUUAUGUCACGCCUGGUUGGAAGGGGUAUCCCCUAACAAUAGGAGAAUCUUAUAAUAUGUUAGAUGCCCCUUUACUCGGCCUACCCCUAUUCCACGGACUCCUAAGCUGUCUGAGAUUUAAAUAAAAACCUUGGAUCAUCUUCAAGUACCCAUGAUAAUAUCUUUUCUCUAUUGACAAUGUCUACCCCUUUUGAUAUUAUUAACUUUGUACAAUAUGCAGCACGAUAAUUCAAAGCCAUUUAUGAGGCUCUUUCAC
Molecule: messenger RNA, 1802 nt
Organism: Daldinia decipiens
Lineage: Eukaryota; Fungi; Ascomycota; Sordariomycetes; Xylariales; Hypoxylaceae
Exons: 3
Coding region: 337-1368 (343 amino acids)
Molecular function (GO): NAD binding
Source: RefSeq, a predicted model, not a curated record